This is a messenger RNA of Dermochelys coriacea (leatherback sea turtle), 3845 nucleotides long. RefSeq names its product polypeptide N-acetylgalactosaminyltransferase 3 (gene GALNT3). Gene Ontology annotation, cellular component: Golgi apparatus. The record is from RefSeq and is a predicted model, not a curated record. Lineage: Eukaryota; Metazoa; Chordata; Testudines; Dermochelyidae. The transcript has 10 exons. The coding region runs from base 213 to 2021 and encodes 602 amino acids.
CCGGCGCGCAGGCGCAGUGCGGGCCCCAGCCCCUGGAGCUCACCUGGACGCCGCCGCUGGAGAGGCGCGCUCAGGAGAGCCCGGCCGCCUGGUCCGCGUAUUCCCGCCCCACGAGGUGUUUCCAUUUCAAGAAACAUUAUUGUGACCAGUUUGAUGCUAAAGAACAUCUUUAACCGAGGUUUUUAUAGAUGUGAUAAACUUUUAAUACCAGAAUGGCUCACAUAAGAAUACUAAGACAAUUGUGUAAGAAACUAUUUUCCCACUGGAAGCUUUGGAAGUUUAGCAUUGUUGUUUUUGUUUUUCUAGUAUUUUUGUUUUUAUUACAAAGAGAAAUAGGUGUUCAAGAUGCUAAACAUGAAUCAGGGAUUGAACCAGCUGUGGGAAAGAAAAGUGAUGUACUCGGUUUCAUGUUAAAUGCUGUGAACAAUAUUAAAGGUGCAAAGCCAAAAAUGCAGAUAAAAGCACCUGUUAGGCAAACCAAUAUUCCUGGAGAGAGACACUGUUUGCCAGGACAUUAUACACUAGCAGAACUGAAACCCUUCUUAGAGCGACCUCUUCAGGACCCCAAUGCCCCUGGAGCUUCUGGUAAAGCAUUCAAAGCUACCAAUUUAAGCCCAGAAGAGGAGAAGGAGAAGGAGCGUGGGGAUGAAAAACACUGUUUUAAUGCUUUUGCAAGUGACAGAAUUUCUUUGCACCGGGAUCUUGGACCAGACACUCGACCUCCUGAAUGUAUUGAGCAAAAAUUUAAACGUUGCCCAUCACUGCCUACUACAAGUAUCAUAAUCGUUUUUCACAAUGAAGCAUGGUCUACUCUGCUAAGAACUGUACACAGCGUGAUGUAUACUUCCCCUGCCAUACUCCUCAAAGAAGUUAUUUUGGUGGAUGAUGCCAGUGUAGAUGAAUACUUGCAUGAUAAACUAGAUGAAUACGUGCAACAAUUUCAAAUAGUUAAGGUAGUCCGACAAAAGGAAAGAAAAGGUCUAAUCACAGCACGAUUAUUAGGAGCUUCAGUAGCAACAGGAGAGACGCUUACUUUUUUGGAUGCACAUUGUGAAUGUUUUUAUGGCUGGUUAGAGCCAUUGUUGGCACGAAUAGCUGAGAACUACACUGCUGUUGUAAGCCCUGAUAUUGCAUCCAUAGAUCUUAAUACUUUUGAAUUCAGCAAGCCUUCUCCUUAUGGACAUAACCAUAACAGAGGAAAUUUUGACUGGAGUUUAUCAUUUGGAUGGGAAUCUCUUCCUGAACAUGAAAAUAGAAGAAGAAAAGAUGAAACCUAUCCAAUUAGAACUCCUACUUUUGCUGGAGGUCUUUUUUCAAUAUCGAAAGACUAUUUUGAAUAUAUUGGAAGCUAUGAUGAAGAAAUGGAAAUAUGGGGAGGAGAAAAUGUAGAAAUGUCUUUCAGAGUGUGGCAAUGUGGUGGACAAUUGGAGAUCAUGCCUUGCUCUGUUGUUGGCCAUGUCUUUCGCAGCAAGAGCCCCCAUACUUUUCCAAAAGGCACUCAAGUGAUCGCACGUAAUCAAGUUCGCCUUGCAGAAGUCUGGAUGGAUGAAUAUAAAGAAAUAUUUUACCGGAGAAACAUAGAAGCAGCAAAAAUUGUGAAACAAAGAACAUAUGGAGACAUCUCAAAAAGACUUGAUUUGAGGCAGCGGCUACAAUGUAAAAAUUUUACUUGGUAUCUAAAUAAUGUUUAUCCUGAGGCAUAUGUACCAGACCUGAAUCCUCCAUUAUCUGGAUUUUUAAAAAAUGUAGGUAGACGUCUAUGUCUGGAUGUUGGUGAAAAUAACCAUGGUGGCAAACCAUUAAUUAUGUAUACUUGUCAUGGACUUGGGGGAAACCAGGACUCACGCUGUCAAGGAGGAAGCCGAUGGGAAACUGUCAAUGGUGAUCGAACAGCCAGACCUGAGCUACCUGCCCUGUCAUGCUUACAGCCUCAUAGUGGGAGGUCAGAGUGGUCUGCCCUGUGCCAAUCUAGCAUUUUUAAAUGGCUGAAUUUCCCAACAGGAGCUCUCCUUGACACAUAGCUCUUGGGGCACGGAUUGCCUUUUAAUGUGUGUUUGUACAGCAAACAGCACAGUGCAUCUCUGAUACUGAGUCCUCUAGCCACUACUGUAGUGUUAAAAAACAAAACAAAAAAGAACUGUCUAUGCUGCUUUCUUAAAUGCUGCCUCACACAGUCAUUAGUAGUAAAUGUUACUAAAACCACUGUAAACAUCAAUACAUGUUUAAUAAAAAUAGUUGUAACUGAAAAGUUAUCUCACUGCUGAUUUGAUACCUGUUUCUUUUAUCAAAUCUUUUUUUAUAAGUCUCUUUCUCAAUAAAAUCAAUGGAUGUUAUCUAUGAUGUAUUCAGUUGUAACAGUAUUUAACAGCUGCACAACCUAGGGAGUCUGAUCCUGCACCAUUAAAGUAAAUGGAAAUUUUCCCUAUUAAUUUAAAUGAGAAAAGGGCAGUUGUAGGUCUGUGCUAGCUGACUUGCUAUGUUACACAGCAUUUUCCUUUGGAUCCCAUUCACUAUGUUACUUGAGGGAUUUUGAUUCUAUAUUCACCUCUUUAGCGAUUUACACAACCUUGGUACAAAAGCAUGGUAUUAAAAGAUCUGCCACACAAAGGCCGAGUCUGCCAUAUCUACUUUAACAAUUUGUCUUGGUGAAGUGAAGCAAAAUUUCACAUUUUUUUUUCCGCUCAAUCAUAAUAUUCUGAAUCUUCUUAAAAUUCUUUUAAGAUCUGUAUUCAUUAUAGAUGGUGCUGGUAGUGAUGUGUGUAGUUAAAGAUGCUCAGCACUUGCUGUUAUAACAAUGCAUUUUCUGUUGCUUAUAAAUUUUGCCAAACUUUAUUGGUUUGGGUUGAAGUUUUCCAUGCUGGGUGUCUGCCUCAGGGUGAUUUUUUUUUUUUUUUAUUUCAGCAAAAAUGGUACAGCUAUAUCUCAGAAAGAGAUUAGGGAAAAAUACUAAACUCCAUAUUUAGCAACUCUGUUUUGGAGUAGGGACUUAAAACCUGGAAAGGUGGUCAUACUGAUAUUGGGGAUGUGCCUUUACCAUCCCUGUAAAAACCUGUCAAAAUUUGGCUGACUUUUGACUGUCUAAAAUCUCUGUUAAGCAUAUGCUCAGUAGAGAUACGUUAGUUUGUGAGCUAAAUUCUGUGAAUAUUCCAUGUAUACUGAGCAUGCUGCAUCCCAAGUCAGCAGGGGCCAAAGAGGACUUUCUCUGCAGUUGUUCCUCCUGGAGAUCAGGGGCCUUAGUGAUGUUGGGUUCAGAGAGCAAGGAGAUUGUUUUCUCUGUAUUCUCAGUGCUCCCCCUGCUAGGGUCCAGAUAGUGAAGAGGAAGCUGAUUGACUGGAGUGCAUAGGAUUGAAGAACCAAACUUAGCAGUGUAGGUUGGGGUGGGGAAGACUGGGGUGAAGAGCCUUGGGGAGAUGUGGGUGUGGGAGACCUGAAGUUGAAGGGAUGAGGGAGAUCAUGACUUGGCGCUGAUGAACAGACUGGUAUAAUGAGGGAGAUGAGAAUAGAUGAGGCUGGAAUUGUAACAAGCGCUGGCUGGAAGGGCUAGGUUUUAGGUGGGGACAUAGGCAGAAUUUUCUGGAAUAACUAGAGUGCACUCCCAUAAUAACCCGGGAUUCCUGAAUCUCAGCAUUCCUCUGGUCAGCAAAUGGUUGUGAAACACACUGGCAAAAUGUGUGCCUACAUAUCCUUCUAGUGACUAGCCUCCAUAGAGGACAACAAUGUACUAUUGUUAUCAGUUCCUCUAUGACAGAGGUGGGCAAACUAUGGCCUGCGGGCCACAUCCAGACUUCGGGACCAUCCUGCCUGGCCCUUGAGCUCCCGGCUGGGGAGGCUAGCCCCUGGCCAUG